Molecule: messenger RNA, 743 nt
Organism: Frankliniella occidentalis (western flower thrips)
Lineage: Eukaryota; Metazoa; Arthropoda; Insecta; Thysanoptera; Thripidae
Exons: 4
Coding region: 150-743 (197 amino acids)
Source: RefSeq, a predicted model, not a curated record
ACUGUGGCCCCGUCGCAACAGCGUUGCGGGCUGAGGUUGAUAUCAGCAGCCACCGCGUCCGAGGGCCCGAUGGCGCUACGGAGCUUGCGACGGAGGCCCACCAGUGACCCCACAACUCGGCCCUGGACGUCGUGGUUCACUACCUGCGGAUGAUCUGCUCCUGGCCCGAGGGUCGCGGGCCGCUCGCGCGCGUGCUCGGUGAGUACUUCUUGCCGCUCACCUUCGCCGCGUCGGGCGUGCCGCAGCUGGUGUACUUCGGUCUGGGCGAGCACGACAAUAACGUGGAGCUCUUCGGCUUCCUGGCGGACGCGCUCGGGUCCGGUCUCUGCUGCUUCAAGAUGCUCCACCUGCAGAGGCACGCCGUGACGAUCAUGGCCGUUCGCGAGAUCCUGGACGACUUCACGCCGAUGGAACGCUCUUUGGCCAGCCAGGCCCUGCCGCUCAACGAGCACUGCGAGAGGCGGAGCGCAACGUUGUUGCGGCGCUACAUACGAACUUACUCGGUGCUAUCCAUAAUUGGCUCCUUCUUCAUGAUCCUCGCCGUCAUCCGCAACGACCCGUGGUACCACGUCAAGGCACCCCGAUAUAUGAUGGAAACGCGACCGCUCUUCAUCCUCAUGGUCGUCAUUUCGACGAUCGAGUUGUACGUCUUCCCAGUGGCAAUAGCAAAAGAGGAAGAAAUCGCUUCACCCAGCUACCGGUGGGACUCAAGCCCCCGUGAGUUGGAUGGAAGCUUUUUCUGA